Vigna angularis (adzuki bean) is the source of this 1192-nucleotide messenger RNA. Its product is annotated as chorismate mutase 3, chloroplastic. Gene Ontology annotation, cellular component: cytoplasm. Gene Ontology annotation, molecular function: chorismate mutase activity. The transcript has 6 exons. The coding region runs from base 66 to 947 and encodes 293 amino acids. Lineage: Eukaryota; Viridiplantae; Streptophyta; Magnoliopsida; Fabales; Fabaceae. The record is from RefSeq and is a predicted model, not a curated record. Gene Ontology annotation, biological process: chorismate metabolic process; aromatic amino acid biosynthetic process.
AAUUGUUGUAUCUAUCAGUUAUAGUCAUUCUCAUUAUCACCUGCACUUUUACUAAAUUCAACACCAUGGAAGCAAUAUUGCAAUUGCAACCUCUCCUUAAUAUCAAAUCUAUAUGCUAUCUUUCCCCGAAACCUAUUAUCUUUCUUCAUCAAAAUUUUCGUCCCCUAACAAGAUCUCGAGUGACUUUUUGUUCUUCCUCUCCUACUCCAUUUUCUACUGGAAACUCUUUGAUUCAGCAGGAGGAUACCAUAAUAUUCAGUCUCUUGGAGAGAUCUCAAUAUUCUCAUGAUUCAGUUGCAUAUGACAAAGAUGUGAUCUUCUUGGACGAUUCCAAAGGGUCUUUGGUUGAUUACAUGCUCUUUCAACAUGAAAAGCUCCAUGCUCAGGUGGGAAGAUACAAGAGUGAGGAAGAAAACACUUUCUUCCCUCAGUUCUUUCCCAACCCAAGGCUUCCACAUGUGCAAUACCCCCAGGUUCUGCAUCACUGUGCUGAUUCCAUCAAUAUAAAUCAUAAGAUUCGGAGUGACUAUUUUGAGAAAAUCGUCCCAGAAAUAGCAAAAGCAAAAAAUAAUGAUGAGGGUGGAUCUAUUGCUGUUUGUGACAUUCUUUGCUUACAGGCUCUCUCAAAGAGAAUUCACUAUGGCAAAUUUGUUGCUGAGGCAAAGUUUCAAGAAGCCCGUUCUAAAUAUGAAGCUGCAAUUAAAGCAAAAGACAGGAAACUACUGUUGGAGUUGCUGACAGAUAAAACUGUGGAGGCGAUAGUUAAGAAGAGAGUAGAACUGAAGGCCAAAGCAUUUGGCCAAGUGGUGCAGAUUGAUGAAGCAUACAAUGUAGCCAAUCCUACCUAUAAAAUCAAUCCAAGUUUUAUUGCAAAUCUCUUUGAAGAAUGGGUUAUGCCUCUCACUAAAGAGGUGCAAGUGGAGUACUUGUUGAGAAUACUUGACUAAACAAUGAGAUGGUGACCCUAUACAAAAUGCAUAGUGUUUUUUACUUAAUGUAUGUAUUAUACGUUUAUCUAAGUUUUUUUUUUACUAAACAAGGAUAUACUCCAACCAGCCAUUCCAUCAUGCAAUUGAUGAUAUAAGUAAAUAUUGUUUGCAUCUUUUUUAUCACAUAUUUUUUACAAAUUGUAUUUGUUUAGUCAAAAGUAGUUGUGUUAUAGAUCAUACUAGUUAGAAGUAACUAUUGUCCA